Messenger RNA from Naegleria lovaniensis, 1290 nucleotides. RefSeq lists its product as uncharacterized. Gene Ontology annotation, biological process: polysaccharide catabolic process. The record is from RefSeq and is a predicted model, not a curated record. Gene Ontology annotation, molecular function: beta-amylase activity. The transcript has 3 exons. The coding region runs from base 1 to 1290 and encodes 429 amino acids. NCBI's taxonomy places the organism in Eukaryota, Heterolobosea, Eutetramitea, Acrasida, Naegleriidae.
AUGCCACUCAAUACUGUCAACAAUGAUGGUUCACUCAAUAAUCCUUCUCAAAUUAGAGCUAAUUUACAAAAAGUGAAAAGUGUUGGCACGGAUGGAAUUAUGAUCGAUGUAUGGUGGGGAAUUUGUGAACAAAAAUCUCCACAAUCCUAUAAUUUCACAGCCUAUCAACAAUUAUUUACCAUGUGCCAACAAAUUGGUUUAAAAGUAGAACCUGUCAUGUCUUUCCAUCAAUGUGGUACUAAUAUUGGAGAUGCUGCUUAUAUUCCACUACCAAAUUGGGUAUUACAAGUGGGUCAAUGGAAUCCAGAUAUUUUCUAUACGGAUCAGAAUGGUCACAGAGAUCGAGAAUAUUUAUCAUUGGGUGUGGAUAAUGUUGCAAUCUUUCCAACAAGUGUUCCUGGAAAGAAUAGAACAGCAGUAGAUAUCUAUUCUGAUUUUAUGACUGCUUUUAGAAAUACUUUUUCAAGUUUUAUUCAAAGUGGUGUUAUUGACGUGAUUGAAAUUGGAUUAGGACCUGCUGGUGAAAUGAGAUAUCCAUCUUAUCAAUUACAAAAUAAUUUAUGGAGUUUUCCUGGAAUUGGAGCUUUUCAAUGUUAUGACAAGUACAUGUUAAACAAUUUAGCGAUGGCUGCUAAAAAUGUUGGACAUCCUGAAUGGGGAACUGCAGGUCCAAAUGAUGCUGGAUAUUACAACUCAAUGCCAUAUCAAACUGGUUUCUUUAGUGACAAUACUUAUAAUAAUUAUGCUUCAAAUUAUGGUCAAUUUUUCCUCAAUUGGUAUUCUGGAAUGCUCAUUCAGCAUGGUAAUAGUAUUUUACAACGAGCUCGUUCCAUUUUUGGAAAGAAUGCAAAACUUGCAGCAAAAAUUGCAGGAAUUCAUUGGUGUCAAUAUAAUAUUGAUUUUGAAUUUACAUGUAUGGAAAUGAUUGAUAGUCAACAACCAUCUAAUUGUGCAUGUGGACCUGCAGAGCUUGUUGCUCUCACUCGAUCGACAGCAUGGAAAUAUGGUUUAGAUUAUGGAGGAGAGAAUGCAUUAGACAUUGAAGGAAAUACUCAAGCAAAUGCACAAAUUGUAAAACAAUCUUCUUCGAGUGGAAAGGCAAUCUCUGGAUUUACUUAUUUGAGAAUGAGUGAUAGUUUGUUGAAUUCGAGUUAUAACUUCAAUGUCUAUGCACAACUUGUGAAUGCUUUACAUCAACUUGAAAUGAAUACUAAAUCAUCAAACUCCAAUGACACAAUUCACAUUCUGAAACAACUUCCAAAAAGCUUUCUAUUCUCAUUCAAGAAUUGA